Sinocyclocheilus anshuiensis is the source of this 667-nucleotide messenger RNA. Its product is annotated as immunoglobulin lambda-like polypeptide 5. Bases 193 to 603 code for a protein of 136 amino acids. The record is from RefSeq and is a predicted model, not a curated record. The transcript has 2 exons. NCBI's taxonomy places the organism in Eukaryota, Metazoa, Chordata, Actinopteri, Cypriniformes, Cyprinidae.
UAAAGUGAUUUGACACUCAAUAUCAUGUAAGGGCUGUGUUUAUUCUGCAGGUGUCAGUGGAGUGACUGUAUUGACUCAGAGUCCAUUAAUCACAGUCAGUAAAGGAGAAACAGCUCAACUGGACUGACAGUAACUGAUCAUGUUGCUGGAUGGUACAAAAAGACUCCAGCAGGAGUUCCUCAGUUUGUGUUAAUGCUUGGUUAUAGCUGGAGCUCACCUACAUAUGGAUCUGGUUUCUCUGCUCCUAAAUUCACAUCAACACAUUCAUCUAAAUCAGAUUAUAGUCUGAUCAUCAGUAAUGUGGAUGUGGAUGAUUCUGCAGUGUAUUAUUGUAAGACAUGGGACAGCUCUGUUAGUGAGUACAUGUUCGGCCAAGGAACAAAACUCAAUGUGAUCGACUUCCCUCUCACUCCUCCUGUUCUGACUAUCUUGUCUCCGUCCACUGAGGCUCUGAAGGAGAGUAAAGCUACACUCGUGUGUCUGGCUGAGGAUAUUUCAGUAGCUCUGUGGUGCACGUCACCUGGUCAGUCAAUGGUCGCUCCGUUACAGAUGGAGUUUGGAGCAGUCCUACUGAGAAACAGCAAGACAAAACCUUCAAAAUGAGCAGCUAUCUGACCAUUGAGUCGUCUGACUGGAUGGAUAAUGCAGAUUUCUCAUGUGAAGUGUC